GUGACGUAAUAGAGAGGUGUGGCGGAGCGAAACAACAAGCGAGGGUGUUCAUACAAACCCAGGGAAACAAGCUAGUAUCUUCAUGGAGCAGCAGGGGCAGAAAACAGUGAGCGCAGAAAAGAAGACUUCGCAGGAGGAUGAGGAUAGUCGUUUCGAUAUGGAACCAAGUACGCAAGCCCUGGCGAACCAGGUGACACCGAAAGUUACUGGCAAAGAACUAGAGUUUCUGGCAAUUGAGCUCGGUCUGGAGAAGUGUGAAUUCGGGAUAAUAGAGAGUAACCAUCCCCUAGAUGUGAAGAGGCAAACCCUUGAAGUUCUUAGUGAGUGGAAAAAGAAAGAUGAAAACUACACGUGGAGGUUUCUGAUAAAGGCUCUAAAAGCUCCUGCUGUCAACCUCGGUGGUGUAGCCAAGGAUGUGAAGCAGUGGGUGAUAGACAAUAUUCCAAAGCCACUUCGCUAAAUUAAUUAACGAGCACAGUGAAGUUUGCCUUUUUUAUUUUUUUGAUGGAGUGGGGUAGCAUAUUUUUGGACUUGAUUUUUUAAAAUCUAGUUUUGUAGGUGCUCAUGUAAUACGUUACAUACUGGGCUCACCACUCUUUGUGUCAAACGGC
Molecule: messenger RNA, 611 nt
Organism: Geodia barretti
Lineage: Eukaryota; Metazoa; Porifera; Demospongiae; Tetractinellida; Geodiidae
Source: the annotation of a GenBank genome assembly